CGUGUUCUUCGGCAACACUGAGGCAGCAUUUGAGAAGAAAUAUCCCUCAGGCUCAGCUCACCAAUUGAAGGACAAGGACAAGGGUUCUAUCCAGAGUUUCCAAGCACAAUUUUUGUAGGGUGUUUUCUGCAGCUGUGACCCAUGCAUACACACCCUAGCCUCCAGCACAGCAUUGACCACCCAGCUAAUCUCAUUCAGGUUCCUUCAUACAUAUGCUCUGGCACAUCGACAUCAGAUUGAUUUCCAAUAGUCGGUUGACUUGGUGGGAAAGCUUAGAACUAAUCAAAGCCAAGAUCAGCAUUAGCAUCAGCGUCAGCAUUCCACUGAACACAGUCAAUGGCUGGCCGUGAUCAUUUGAUCAGUUUGUACUUUAACCUGGGAAUGUCCUAUAAGGAAAUCAUUUAUAUCUUAGCACAAGAACAUGGCAUAGAACUUAGUGAAAGACAUCUCAAGAGGAUAUUAGCUCUGAAUAACUUUCGUCGCCGACAUUACACUAACUUAGCUGAUGUGGUACAGUUUAUUGAGCAUGAGCUUCAAGGGUCAGGUCAGUUGCACGGAUACCGCAUGAUGCAUGCUAAAUGCAGACAGAAUGGUAUGCAUGUGAGAAAGGAGGAUGUUCGUGUCAUUUUAAAGUAUCUGGAUCCAGAAGGCGUAGCAGCCAGAACAGCUAGACGACUAACCAGACGUUCUUACUUUGCUAAAGGACCAAAUCAUGUGUGGCACGUUGAUGGAUAUGAUAAACUAAAGCCGUUUGGAUUAUGCAUCAGUGGAUGCAUAGAUGGCUAUUCACGAAAAGUAAUGUGGUUGAAUGUGUAUAAUACAAACAAUGAUCCAAAAUUAGUAGGAGGAUACUUCUUGGAAACUGUUAUGGAAUGUGGUGGCUUCCCUUGCAAAGUUCGUGCUGAUCGUGGCACCGAAAAUGGACACAUUUGUGCCUUUCAAAACUUCUUUCAUCAUAAUUAUGACUUAGAACGAAGAGUGUACAUCGAAGGAUCAAGCACUAGCAAUCAAAGGAUUGAAUACUGGUGGGCAUUUUUGCGGAAGGAAUGUACACAUUUUUGGAUUGAGACCUUCAGAAGGCUGUCAGACAGAGGGGACUUCACUGGAGACUUUCUAGACAAGAAUCUUGUUCAGUUCUGUUUCAUGAGCAUUCUACAGACAGAGCUAGACAAGAUGGCUGAUAUAUGGAACAAUCACCGUAUCCGACCCUCUGUGAAUCUCCAUGUACCAAGUGGCCAUCCAAUGAUGAUGUAUCAUACUCCACAAAUCUGGGGUACUGAAGAUCAGCUUUGCACCAAUGUUGAUGAUGACGAUCUGGCUGCAUGCAUAAGUGAUGCUGUAUUCCGAUCUACCAUACCAUGCGACAAAGAUGUAUAUGACUUGUGUGUGUAUAUUAUGAAAAGAGACAACCUUGAUCAACCAAUGGAAGUCCAGGAUGCCUUAGAAUUGUACAUCCAUCUGAAGCAGGAGAUUACUGUGUUGCUUUAAAUAUAUGCAUUCAGGAAAUUAAGCUGAAACCCCUGAAGCAAAAUAUAUCUUAACCCUCAAUAGCCCGGGGGGGGGGGGGGCCCCCCCCCCUCGAAAUUUUUCGUGAUAAUUUUUUAACGCAAAAAGAUCUCGCAAUGAAAUUUCAUAUGAAAGUACAUGGUAUCAAAGUACAGCCUAAGUUCGAUUUCGGAGUAUGUAGGUCAAAGGUCAUAGCUCAUUAAAUAUGCGAAAAUGGUUUCCGUUCGAUAACUUUAGUAAUGUUUGACGGAUUUUAAUGAAAUUUGAUAUUCCAUAAAGUAGUAAACUUUCUGUACAUCCAAUCUCCAGGUAUUAGUAACUUCCUUGCGUAGUAAUAUAAUAGUAAGUCUACUGGAGGUAACUUGUUUUAACGUAUAGGUAAUUUGUACUCGGCGAGGGGAUGCGACGCUUAGCGUUGCUCUUGUUUUUACUGCAUUACUACUUUCUGAACCAAUUCACCCGUUUGAAUUUGUGUGUUUUGAACUUGUACCUUUCUCUUCUUCAUGCUUCCUCGAGGAGCCGAUGUAUUUGCAUUCUAAUGUGAACCUGUGUCAUCAUUACAAAUUUUCAAAAUACUGCAUCUUCUUUUUGCUCAAGAAUUGUGCACCUUGUAUUCUUUGUCAAGGAGAUCAGUACAUGUACAACCAGACAUUAAAGCUUUAAAAUCGUCUGGAAGUCCCCUUCAAGUACAAUAUAUAUACCUUAAAGUUAGGAAGCUAAGAUACAAUGGUUGCAAGUCGACUUGUUACAUCUUCAUCAUCGUAAUAACCACCAUCACAAUAUUGACAACUAAAAUUACAAUAAACAUCAAUCCACAAUUUAGGGAAUUACCUGAAUUGCCUUGUGGUGGCAGAGACUCAAAAUGUUAUUUUCAGGGGGGGGGGGAAUUCUAUUAUCAAAUUGCCAAGAACAAGUUAAUAUGAAGGUACAUAAAAAGUGAUGCAUUACAUUAAGAAUAAAAAAACAAACACAUUCUUGAUCAAUGCAUUGUCAAUUUGUGCUGGAAAAGAUUUUUCACUCAGUUAUUGCCAAUGUAAGGAUUUACCAAUUGUAUGCUUUGAAAUUUCUGUUGAAAAGACAUUUUAUUGAAUUUGAACAAUUACAUGUCUGAAAUUGUGAUUUGUUUUUUUUUACUUGUCUUCGAAUUUCUAUAAAUUUCCAUCUAAUUGUUACAUAACAGUCAUUUCUCUGCUCCACAGUGGUACUUCAUCUUCAAUAGAUAUAGAUGUAAAGGUGAAAAUAGGCACCCACACACAUGAAAAGCAACGUUACAAGAAGAAGAAAAAAUUGACACAGAAGGCAAAAACAUGGACAUCCAACACUAUUGUUGUCACAUAAGACAUUUGGGAAACGAGCAAGAUGAAUGACAGGUAUAACUUUAAUUGCAAGUAAACAAAAAUAACACUUCGACAACAGACUGAUUUAUACAAACACAGUCCUUUGAUUUCAGGAAUCAGAACAUGGAAUCAGUGAGGAAUCCCUCAACAUCUUAUUGAAAUAUGUAGAGGUUAAUAUCUUUUGUAUGCUUUCUGAAUGAGAUAGGUCAAGUUUUGUUUUGAUUACCAAGAAAAAUGACCUUUUGUGAUUUUUUCCCCCUAAAUUUUGUAUAUUAUUGCUGUUCGCCUAUGACAUCACAAAUUCUUAUCAAGAGAGGGCGACGUGGAAUUUAUCAAAUUUCAAGAAAUCAUAACUCUUGAAUGGAUCAUCUAAUUUUGCUCAAACUUUCACUAAUCUGCUUAAAAGUUAAAUAUUUAUUUUAAUGAUGUAUGGGUAUAAUUGUCCUUAAAGUGACAGCUGGAAUAUUAAAAUACUUACAUGACCUUUGAUUUUGGCUAAAUAUGGGGGUCCCCAUGCAUGAACAAUAUACCCACCAAAUUUUUUUUUUUUGUUAAUUAUUCACAUUUUUGUAAGCACUAUGGACAGAUGACAUUUUUAUCUCUUAGUUUUACUCCACCUGGGUGGCUCUACAAAGAUGGCUAGCCAUAGGGAACAUAAUAGUAUACCUAUUAUGUAAUGGGAGCUUGCUCAUCUGUCGGGACCAAUUAAAAAAAGUCUUCAUUGAAUAAUUGAUUGAAUUUAUUUAACCACGGUAAAAAACUUAAACAUAAAUCAUACAGAAAUUACAUUAAAUAGAACUACACAGAGAAACAACCUAGUAAUAAUAAGCAUAAUUAAUUAAGCAUGAUAAUGAAAUGAAUACGAUAACAAUGAGAGAAACAUAAUAAAAACAAGAAAACCUAACAAUACAUGUAAGAUGUCUGUGUCAUUUGUAUAGUAAC
This is a messenger RNA of Lytechinus pictus (painted urchin), 3785 nucleotides long. RefSeq lists its product as uncharacterized. The coding region runs from base 337 to 1488 and encodes 383 amino acids. The transcript is spliced from 4 exons. Lineage: Eukaryota; Metazoa; Echinodermata; Echinoidea; Temnopleuroida; Toxopneustidae. Gene Ontology annotation, molecular function: nucleic acid binding. The record is from RefSeq and is a predicted model, not a curated record.